UAUCAAUCAACAUGCAAACAAAACGUAUGAAUUUGAAAUGACGCUUCUGGGAAAAAUACCCCAAAAAUCAUCCUGAUGGUCGUAAAAGCACACAGUCUACGACAUGUCCGACCUUGAGCUGGUUAACGUGUUCAACACCUUGUACAUACUCAGUUGCCGUGUGGUUAUCCUAGACGGGCGCUAUAAAGUGGUGUUUCGAAAUCCAGCUACCAUUGCCGCAAUCCCGAUAAUUUUAGGCCUUAUUAACGCAUUCUGUGGAGUUUUAAUCUUCAAUGAACGAUUGAGCAUUUUCAUGAGCAAUGUAGCACAGCUCAGUUCUCUGGCUCGUUUUUUCGCAAUAAAUUUCACAGCUCCAGUUUUGGGCGUGCUGUUUCUGUUGGAUCGUCACAACAUCUCAGACAUGAUGCAGCGGAUUAUUCUAUUCGACGAACAUUUCAGAAAAGCAACCAACAACUGGCAAACCAUCGUUCGUCUGCGAUUGGUGCGGGCGCAGCUCAAACUUAUAGGCAUUAUCUACAGCCUGAUGAUUGGCUUUCGGUUGCUCAUUUGCGUACUCUUCUUUGACAAGUACGGACUCUGCACCACAGUCAUGCUGAUAUCGUCUCUCUGCCUAGAAUUACAAUUCUGUCUGCAGAAGGUCUUCGUACAGUCCUUCGCUGAACACCUGACGAUACGAUAUCAACUUCUCCAGAACACGCUGAUCAGCAACAGGCCCGAUCGCAAGCGAUUGAUUCCGUCAUUAAAGCUAUACGAUCGACUAAUCUCCAUGCAGCAACUGCUGGCCAAUAGUUUUGGCGUUCAAUUGCUGCUGUCCACGUUGAUGCCCUUUGUGAGCUGUGCCGUCGUAACGUAUGGAAGUCUGCACUUUCUUACGCUGAACGUGGCUGUGGUUCAUUUAGUCAUGGAGCCAAUCUAUGUGAUUCCGAGUAUCGCCUUGUUUUUCGGGUUCGCCUACCAGUUUGACCGUCUGGCUGGAGCGGAACAAGAGUUUAAAAAUGCAAUCAAAUCGCUUCAGUACGAAGCCACGGAGGAGCAUUCUGAGGACUAUCUGAACUUUCUCGACCUAAUCAACCUCAAGCUGAUGACGGAAUCGCCCAAAAUCACCGCCUGCGGACUUUUCACCGUAAACUUGCAAGUCUUUUACAAUGUGUUUGCCGCCAUCGUCACCUACAUCAUGAUACUGUUCCAGUUCAGGGAUUUCGAAAAGUGACUUUACAAAACGUGUACUUUCAGUAACAAAACAAUAAAUGUACUUAAACAUCUAGUCAACAACA
Culex quinquefasciatus (southern house mosquito) is the source of this 1274-nucleotide messenger RNA. RefSeq lists its product as uncharacterized. The record is from RefSeq and is a predicted model, not a curated record. Gene Ontology annotation, biological process: sensory perception of taste. Bases 104 to 1210 code for a protein of 368 amino acids. The transcript has 4 exons. Gene Ontology annotation, cellular component: neuronal cell body; axon; membrane. Lineage: Eukaryota; Metazoa; Arthropoda; Insecta; Diptera; Culicidae.